Molecule: messenger RNA, 1162 nt
Organism: Alligator mississippiensis (American alligator)
Lineage: Eukaryota; Metazoa; Chordata; Crocodylia; Alligatoridae
Product: protein S100-A16
Exons: 3
Coding region: 687-968 (93 amino acids)
Molecular function (GO): calcium ion binding
Source: RefSeq, a predicted model, not a curated record
GGGGGGGGGCUGGAAGACAGGAUUCCCGAGUUCAUUUUCCCUCUUGGAGAGGGGAGCAGGGUCGCUGGGAACAGGGUCGCUGUGAGCCAGAACUCCUGGGUUCUCUCCCAGCUCACCUGAGGCUGUGGGGGCUUCUGGGCUAGACCAAGAUGGGACUUAACAUGGCUCAUCUAUUUCUCAACACCCUGGGAGAACCCCACAGGGCUCACAACUGCCUCCCAGGCAGGUUGGACUGCCUCAAGCUGCAGCAGGGAGGGCUCCUAUGACCCCGCAUGAGAGCUACUCUAAACAGCUGGCUUGUCUCCGGUCUCCACAGGUGUGUGCCUGAUGGAGCCAUGGGUGCGGCUGCUUGGCAUGGAGAGAUGCCAUCUGGCUCAGGGCCCAGGCUUGGGGUGGGUGAGGGGUGGGGCUUCCUGGGAAGUGGGUUCUGCCCUAAGAGCUGGGUGCUCUGGGACAAUGGCCAGACCCCAGCAGGGUAUACAAGGCUGAAUCAGGUCAGCUAGGGAACAGACAUCUUUGGAGCUUUACAAGCUGUCUAACCAUCUGACCUUCUGCCUCUUCCAAAGUAGGUCAGGGUCUUUGUAGCAGGUGGCAGUGUCACACACUAAGUCUCUUCCCUCUGCUACGGGUGGUGGGGCCAUGAGGUUGGAGUUGCUUUCUCUUGGAGGUGGCAGGCAGCUGUGAGGAUGUCUCAGGUGGACACAGAGCUGGAGAAAGGCUUGCUGGCCAUCUUAUGCACCUUCCACAAAUAUGCCCAGGGCAAGAUGGGUGACCUGCACCAGGCAGCUUUCCACAGCCUGCUCCGCAGUGAGCUGUGCCACCUGCUUACGGACACGGAGCAGCAGGAGACUGUGAGGAUGGUGUUCAUCAAUUAUGAUGCUGACAGGAACCAGAAAAUCUCAUUUGAUGAAUAUGUGAAUCUGAUUGCAUACAUCCUCCGGAAACUCUGUGUCAAGCAUGGAAACUGAGGCAUGCUUCCAGCUGGGAGCUGACACCUUCACCUUCUAAGGCCAAAGGAAGUUUGUCUGCCUUUCGCUCCUUCCCAGUCCAUCCCCAACUCUCUGUAACCUUCCCACUUGCUAGCCCUACCCCUCUCCAUGCCCUGUACAGAGAUUGGCUAUAUCUAAGCAGCAGCCAAUAAACAGAGAACAUGUUUUUAUAA